Molecule: messenger RNA, 2580 nt
Organism: [Candida] anglica
Lineage: Eukaryota; Fungi; Ascomycota; Pichiomycetes; Serinales; Debaryomycetaceae
Source: the annotation of a GenBank genome assembly
AUGCAAAUCUCAACUCUAGCAAUCAUUUCUCUGGCUCUUUUGACCCUGACCCACGCUUUAGGAGUGCCUGGAUGUGCUCCAAGUGGAUCUAGAUCAGAUGGUUUCAAAGUCAACGUAUACCCUUACCAAAUAUUGGACAAAUCGUUAAUGGCUAGUUUGGAUUAUGUCUCUACAGGUUAUAGAAACAGCCCUUUGCUUGACACCAUUCCUUCAGUUGACGAUAUCAACUUUCGCUGGCAAAAUCCAUAUGGCCCUGCUGAUAUUGAAUACUCAGUAGUGGACAAACUUUAUGGAGGUCCAGAGGUCACUAUGACCAACUUUACCAUGGAGCUUACUGGAUAUUUCCACUCCGUCGAAGGAGGUGACUACACUUUUAAAUUGACCGAAAUUGACGAUUCCGCAGCAGUUUUCAUUGGUGACGGUACAGCUUUUGAUUGUUGUAAAGACACCCCUACCAUCAAUCCUUCUGAUUAUCAAAUCUUCACUUCCAAGGUAUGGCAUGGAGAAACAGGAAAUACACAGGCCACAGUAGAAUUAGUCGCUGACACCUACUAUCCAAUUAGAAUUGUCUACACCAAUGCUGUUUCACUUGCAGCCUUACAAUUCUUUGUUACUAAGCCAGAUGGCCAAACCACAGAAGUCCACUCCGAGGUUUUUGUUUAUGACGAAGAAAGACAAAACUGUCCUGCCCCAUCAUCUGCAAUUCCUUCUUCUUCCGAACCACCUAGUUCUUCUUAUGUUCCAUCUACAUCUGCUCAUGUGUCUUCCGAAAGCACGACUCCUCACAUCACCACCGUCACCACUCCAUGGACUGGUACUGAUGUUUCCACCACUACCUUGACUCCAUCUGGAUCCGACGGUACUACCACUGUUGAAAUCUUGACUCCAACUCCAACUCCUUCUGGUCAUAUCACCACCGUCACCACUCCAUGGACUGGUACUGAUGUUUCCACCACUACCUUGACUCCAUCUGGAUCCGACGGUACUACCACUGUUGAAAUCUUGACUCCAACUCCAACUCCUUCUGGUCAUAUCACCACUGUCACCACUCCAUGGACUGGUACUGAUGUUUCCACCACUACCUUGACUCCAUCUGGAUCCGACGGUACUACCACUGUUGAAAUCUUGACUCCAACUCCAACUCCUUCUGGUCAUAUCACCACUGUCACCACUCCAUGGACUGGUACUGAUGUUUCCACUACUACCUUGACUCCAUCUGGAUCCGACGGUACUACCACUGUUGAAAUCUUGACUCCAACUCCAACUCCUUCUGGUCAUAUCACCACUGUCACCACUCCAUGGACUGGUACUGAUGUUUCCACUACUACCUUGACUCCAUCUGGAUCCGACGGUACUACCACUGUUGAAAUCUUGACUCCAACUCCAACUCCUUCUGGUCAUAUCACCACUGUCACCACUCCAUGGACUGGUACUGAUGUUUCCACCACUACCUUGACUCCAUCUGGAUCCGACGGUACUACCACUGUUGAAAUCUUGACUCCAACUCCAACUCCUUCUGGUCAUAUCACCACUGUCACCACUCCAUGGACUGGUACUGAUGUUUCCACCACUACCUUGACUCCAUCUGGAUCCGACGGUACUACCACUGUUGAAAUCUUGACUCCAACUCCAACUCCUUCUGGUCAUAUCACCACUGUCACCACUCCAUGGACUGGUACUGAUGUUUCCACUACUACCUUGACUCCAUCUGGAUCCGACGGUACUACCACUGUUGAAAUCUUGACUCCAAGUGGAUCAACUUCUACAGAAACUGAAAUUCACACAACUAUCAUUACCGUCACCUCAUGCUCAGAUAAUAAAUGUACUGAAGUACCAGUAACCACCGGAGAAACAGUUGUCACCACUACCGUCGAUAGUACCACGUCUGUUUACACUACCUAUUGUCCAUUACCCUCCAGCAUUAAUGAAAGUUCGGUCACCGAGACUCAUGCUUCCACUGUUGUUGUUACUGUUACUUCUUGUUCAGACGGAAAGUGUUCUGUGGUUCCUACUACUACUGGAGAAGUUGUUGUUGUAACGACUGUUCCAGGGUCUGGAGUUAUUUCAUACACCACUUAUUGUCCAUUAUCAUCUUCACCAGCCGGUCCUGCUCCAUCUGGUGCCGCCCCAUCUGGUGAAUCCCCAGCCGGUCCUGCUCCAUCUGGUGCCGCCCCAUCUGGUGAAUCCCCAGCCGGUCCUGCUCCAUCUGGUGAAUCCCCAGCCGGUCCUGCUCCAUCUGGUGAAUCCCCAGCCGGUCCUGCUCCAUCUGGUGAAUCCCCAGCCGGUCCUGCUCCAUCUGGCGAAUCCCCAGCCAGUCCUGCUCCAUCUGGCGAAUCCCCAGCCGGUCCUGCUCCAUCUGGUGAAUCCCCAGCCGGUCCUGCUCCAUCUGGUGAAUCCCCAGCCGGUCCUGCUCCAUCUGGUGCUGCCCCAUCUGGUGCUGCCCCAUCUGGUGCUGCCCCAUCUGGUGCUGCCCCAUCUGGUGCUUCUCCAUCUGUUACUCCUUCAGAGAACUCAUCCGGAAAGUUGAUUUCUUCCUCCUUUUCGGUUCUUGCAGCCAUGGUUGCUAUCUGUCUCAUUUAA